Messenger RNA from Corylus avellana, 1501 nucleotides. NCBI's taxonomy places the organism in Eukaryota, Viridiplantae, Streptophyta, Magnoliopsida, Fagales, Betulaceae. The record is from RefSeq and is a predicted model, not a curated record.
AAGCCUGCAGUUGAACUGUUGAAGCUCCCAAACCCUCAGCGUCAAUGACGGAAUCCAUUUGCAGAGCACUCCGAGACGGUGCGCUCGAGGGGGAGCACGCACCGGCUCUCACAAUCAAGGACUCCAUAGCCUCUCCUUUCGGGUUCCAUGUCUUCACCCACGUCCUCACCCAGCUCUCUUCCCAAAUUUUGGCGGGAAAAUCCCAGUCACGUGGUCUCGUGCUCGUAGCUCUCUCUCGGAGCCCGUCGUUUUAUGUGGAUUUGCUGAAGAGGAGAGGAUUUGAUGUCGCUUCGUCCAAAAAAUGGAUUCAGAUAUUGGAUUGUUAUACGGAUCCUCUUGGUUGGAAGGAUAGGCUUGUGGAGUCUGGAAACAUUGCGCAUCUUUACAGCGAAGCUUCCUCCCGAGCUAGUUUGUGUAAGAACGUGAAGGAUAUGGACAAGUUGUUCACCUCAAUUAUUGAGCUGGGGAAAGGAUUAGUUGGACAAGGCAAAGUUCGUUUUUGUGUUGCCAUAGAUCUGGUAAGCGAAAUCUUUAGACAUGCAUCUAUAUCAUCAGUUGCAGGCCUUCUAAGCAACCUUCGUAGCAACGAUCAAGUUUCGAGUAUCUUUUGGUCGUCACAUUCAGACCUUCAUGAAGAGAGGGUCACUGCUGUUCUUGGGUAUAUUUCCUCCAUGGUGGCAAGUGUAGAACCAUUAAAUCAAUCUGCAAAUGGACUGAGAUGCAAUUCGGAGAACCUCUCUUUACUUGAACGUAAUUAUUGGAAAGGGAAGUUUCAUGCCCGGUUCAAGCGCAGAAAUGGGCGUGUUCGAGUGAUGUCUGAAGAAUUUCAUGUUGAGCAGUCAAUCAUCAACUUUACACCCCUUUCAUCCGAAGAUGAAAUGAUCAAUAGAAGCCUUUUGCCAAAGGUGCAGUUCAGUCUACAGUUGUCAGAGAAGGAGCAAAUUGAUAGGGCUAAGGUUGUACUUCCUUUUGAACACCAAGGAAACGGUAAACCCAUACAAAUUUAUGAUGGUCGGAGAUCUCUUGCGGAUAGCAAGAAUGAAGCAGCACCUGUUGCAACCGGUGUAUUGCAAACAAAUGAGAACUCUAGCACGGGUGAGAUAAUAUAUUUGCGUGAUUCAGAUGAUGAGAGGCCAGAUUCUGAUGAGGACCCAGAUGAUGAUUUGGAUAUAUAAUUGUGUUUGUCCCAUUCAUGAUUUCGGAGUGCCAUAGAGCCACAUGUUGUUGAUGCAUUUGGCUGCCGGGUUGGUUGGACAAGGCAAAGGCUGGGUGCUAUAUAUGCUCAAUUAAGCCCUGCUGCACAAGGGGUGCGAAUGCCCUAGUUCACCUUGACUGGAGGCUGUGAUAAUGAGCGUGGUCUAAAAUAUGUCUGGAAGAGAAACUCUAAUUUAGUGGAGAUAUGUAAUGAAAGAUAUCCUGAGAGGUUCAAAUGGAAUUCCAUGGCUUGUGCUUUGUUGUACCAUCAUCAUGGAAUGAAAUCACAAUCAGGAGAUUUUUUUAA